AUGGACAAGAUUCUACCAGUUCUGUACAGCUGCGCAUCACCGACGAGUGGAGCAGGAAAAGUGACCACCAUCCAGCUGGACAGAAUUCUAAUCGGUUGCAAUCAAUUACUGCGAGGAACUGGUGCAUGGAGAAGUCAUGCAGCUCUUCUGGAAAAUCUCAGUGUGCUGAAGACGUGUUUACCGUACACCCAGCUUGCUGACACUUUUAUUCCUGUCCUACAAAAAGAAGUCCUUCAAGCUCGUGCUAUUCCUUGCCGAGUGGCUGCCGUUAAUACGUUAUUGCAAUUUAUGCGAGAACAGCCGGAUAAGAACAAGCGGGAAGAGAUCAUCGAAUUCUUUAACAUUGAAGUGGCUGGGCAUCAAUGCUGUUACCGUCGGCAGCUUUAUUUGGACGUCGUCGAGUGUGUGUUGAAGAUAUUUAGUCGGAAAUUUUUCAUUCAGUAUUUCUUAGAGAAAAUGUUGUCACUUAUUCAAGACAAAGUCUCAAAUAUCAGGCUUCGGACGAUUAGGCUCCUCCCAUUCGUUAAAAAGUAUCUGAUUCUGCCUGACGACGAAGAGGUCCUUCUAUCACUGGAGAAAGCCGUGCGGGAGACACUAACCACAGAGAAGCAACCCAAUACGCGGCAACUGGUGCAGACGGCAGCAUGUGAGCUUUCACGAACCGAAACGAGGACAAAAGAUGACAAGGAGGAUGCGGCUCGAGAAAAAGAAGAGCAGCGCCUCUGGAGUGAGGACAGGCUGAUACAGAAUGCAACACCGAAGAAAGAAGAAUCGCCAAGUCCGGCGAAAGAUGCGAAGAAUCUGCCUGUGCCAAGGUAA
Molecule: messenger RNA, 819 nt
Organism: Cooperia oncophora
Lineage: Eukaryota; Metazoa; Nematoda; Chromadorea; Rhabditida; Trichostrongylidae
Source: the annotation of a GenBank genome assembly